UCUCUCCUCCUGCUGUCCAGUGAUGAGGGUUGUGGGAUGGUUGGAGGCGUUGCUGGAGGUUUGCUCUUCCUCCUCCUCCUCCUCGGUCCCUCCACGCGCCCGGGCUCGAGGACAGGCCGGAGUGACGUCACGCAGGGCUGGUCUCCGGUUUAUUAGCAGCAGAGCUCGGAUCAGGUCUGAGGAGCUGCUUCAGUCCGCAGCUCCGGAGCCAGAGGUGUCUGUCCUGCACCCACAAACACCGACUCCCUGACAAAGUGUCGCAACUCGCUUCACUACUCUGUGAAUCAAACUUUUUAUUUUCUGCCAAACUGAGGCUCCAACACUCCCUCCUGAUAAGUUCUGAAUGAGCCGGUUCACGUAGAGAACUUUUUCUGUUUUUUUUUGUGUCUUUCUUUCUCUUCUCCACGCUGGGAUAAAGUUUCCACAGACUCGUGAUGGCUGUCCUGUCACUAGCUUUACUCCUUGUAGGAUUUGCACUGACUUCAGCUGACAAGGCUGGUGAAGUAGAUAAAGAGGACCAGCUGAGGAGUCGGCUAAAGGAGUACGGUCUGGUGACGCCCUUCAGCACCGACUCCCACGGACACUACCUGUCACACCUGCUGUCGGCCACCCACAAGCAGCGCGUCAAGAGGGAGGUGUUUUCCUCUGGUGACUCCGAACAGAGACUUUUCUUCAACAUCAGCGUCUUCGGGAAGGAGUUCCACCUCCGCCUGCGCCCGAACAACCGGCUGGUGGCGCCCGGAGCGAUGGUGGAGUGGCACGACGAGAUCCAAGUACUUGGAAACAUCAGUGCCGCCAACGUUUCCACAGUGGACCAGGCAGAACCCGGGGACAACGCAACGGAGAGGAUACUGCGCCGCGAGCUGCUCAAGACGGACUGCACCUUUACUGGUGACAUCACGGACGUCCCCGGGGCCUCGGUUGCCAUUAACAACUGCGACGGUUUGGCCGGGAUGAUCCGGACCGACUCAGAUGAAUACUUCAUCGAGCCUCUGGAGAAAGGAACCCAGGAGCUGGAGGACCAGGGGAGGGUCCACGUGGUUUACCGGCGCUCGGCGCUGCUGCAGGAACAGUCGGACAUCUCUGUGGACUACCAGCUGCAAGAACCAGAACUCGAUGUUCCCAGAACCCUGGACUCUGUGAUCCGGCAGGUCAAUGAGACGCUCCACCACCGCCGCCGUCGGGAUGCUGGAGAGGACGACUACAACAUUGAAAUCCUGCUGGGGGUUGACGACUCCGUGGUUCGAUUUCAUGGCAAGGAGCAUGUGCAGAAUUACCUCCUCACUCUGAUGAACAUCGUGAACGAGAUUUACCACGACGAGUCGCUGGGCGUCCACAUCAACGUGGUCCUGGUGAGGAUGAUCAUGCUGGGCUACGCAAAGUCUAUCAGCCUAAUCGAAAGAGGAAACCCGUCGCGCAGCCUGGAGAACGUCUGCCGCUGGGCCUUUGUGCAGCAGAAAGGCGACCCCGACCACGCAGAGCACCACGACCACGCCAUUUUCCUCACUCGCCAAGGCUUCGGCCCCACGGGCAUGCAGGGUUACGCUCCAGUCACAGGAAUGUGCCACCCGGUCCGGAGCUGCACCCUGAACCACGAAGACGGCUUCUCCUCGGCCUUCGUCGUGGCUCACGAGACCGGACACGUGUUGGGCAUGGAGCACGACGGCCAGGGGAACCGCUGUGGAGACGAGACGGCGAUGGGGAGCGUCAUGGCCCCGCUGGUUCAGGCGGCUUUCCAUCGAUACCACUGGUCCAUGUGCAGCGGGCAGGAGCUGAAGAGAUACAUCCACACGUACGAUUGUCUCCUUGACGACCCCUUCAACCACGACUGGCCUCAGCUUCCUGAGCUUCCCGGCAUCAACUACUCGAUGGAUGAGCAGUGCCGAUUUGACUUUGGAGUCGGCUAUAAGAUCUGCACUUCAUUCCGCACGUUCGACCCGUGCAAACAGCUUUGGUGCAGCCACCCAGACAACCCUUACUUCUGCAAAACCAAGAAAGGACCUCCUCUGGACGGGACCGAGUGUGCGCCUGGAAAAUGGUGCUACAAAGGUCACUGCAUGUGGAAAAAUCCAAACCAGGUGAAGCAGGACGGUUCCUGGGGCUCCUGGAGCAAAUAUGGCUCCUGCUCUCGAUCCUGUGGAACCGGAGUUCGCUUCCGGACUCGUCAGUGCAACAACCCGGCACCCUCCAACGGCGGUCAGGACUGUCCAGGAGUGAACUACGAGUAUCAGCUCUGCAACACCGACGACUGCCCCAAACACUUUGAGGAUUUCAGAGCUCAGCAGUGUCAGCUUCGAAACUCCCACUUUGAGUUCCAAAACGCCAAACACCACUGGCUGCCCUACGAGCAUCCCGACACCAGUAAGAGAUGCCACCUGUACUGUCAGUCCAAGGAGACGGGCGAUGUGGCGUACAUGAAGCUCCUGGUGCAUGAUGGGACGCGAUGCUCCUACAAAGACGCCUACAGCAUCUGCGUGCGAGGAGAAUGUGUGAAAGUCGGCUGCGACAGAGAGAUCGGCUCGAACAAAGUCGAAGACAAGUGUGGGGUUUGUGGCGGAGACAACUCUCACUGCCGAACCGUCAAGGGAACUUUCACCAGAACGCCAAAGAAAGCUGGUUACCUUAAGAUGUUUCUCAUUCCUCCUGGAGCUAGACAUGUGAUCAUCCAAGAACAUGAGGCCUCCCCUCAAAUUCUUGCGAUCAAGAACCAGGCGACGGGGCACUACAUCCUCAACGGGAAAGGAGAGGAGGUGAAGUCCAGGAGCUUCAUCGACCUGGGCGUGGAGUGGCAUUACAUGAUCGAGGAGGACGUGGAGACGCUGCACACCGACGGCCCUCUGCACGACCCCGUGGUGGUUCUGAUUAUACCCAAAGACAAUGAAACUCGAUCUACUUUAAUGUACAAGUACAUCAUCCACGAAGACUCGGUGCCCGUGAACAACAACAACGUCAUCCAGGAGGACACCUACGAGUGGGCGCUCAAGAGCUGGUCGCCCUGCUCCAAGCCGUGUGCCGGAGGGUUUCAGUUCACAAAGUACGGCUGUCGAAAGAAAGGAGACUCUAAGAUGGUUCAUCGAGGAUACUGCGACGCCAACAAGAAGCCGAAACCCAUCCGCAGAAUGUGUAACCUCCAGGACUGCACUCAGCCUCAGUGGAUCUCAGACGAAUGGGAGCAUUGCACCAAGACCUGCGGCAGUCUGGGCUUCCAGAUCCGGACCGUCCGCUGCGUCCAGUUCCUCCACGACAGCACCAACCGAUCUGUCCACAGCAAAUACUGCAGCGGCGAGAAGCCCGAGAGCCGGAGGCCCUGCAACAGAGUCUCAUGUCCUGCUCAGUGGAGGACCGGAGCCUGGUCAGAGUGCUCGGUGACGUGUGGCGAGGGGAUGGAAAGACGGCUGGUCACUUGCCGAAUUGGAGAUCAGUGUAACGGCGAAAAACCUGAGAAUGUGAGAAUGUGCAGACCUGGACCCUGCCAUGAUGAGCCCUGUAAUGGAGACAAAUCCAUCUUCUGCCAGAUGGAGGUCUUAGCGAGGUACUGCUCUAUCCCGGGCUACAACAAACUGUGCUGCGACUCCUGCAGUAAACGCACUGGAGUUCUGUCUUUGUUCUCCGAGGCAGCCGAGACUGAGGAGCAUGUUCGUUUUGGAUCUGCCUCACAGCUCUUGGAGACGCUGACGGCCUCUAUAGCCGCCAACAGCACUCGAGCUGGUAAACAAAGCUCGGGCAAAGGAUCCAACACAUCUGGCAGCGCCGCAAAACAAACCACCACCACCACCGCUCCGGUUAAAAAAGCCCCGUCGAAGAUCACCACAGCACCGAGACGGGUACCGAGACACGUAGAUCUCACUGGAAGGAAGCUCUCCGCCGUGGCAGAUCCUACCGAGGGUCAGAGGUCGAGCAGCUCCAUGGAUAGCCGGCAGCCCACAGCGUAUUCUGAAGUGGAGAGAUGAAAGUGACGCCUGUCCCUUCAGGACUCGUAAUGUACAGUAGAAAAUCCAGCUUCAUCCUGAGUCUUCUCACACCAAAAACACCACAGAGAGUGAAAGAAAAGUGCUGGUUCACUUUGUUUUUAAGAAUUUCCCCCCAUAAGGACUUUAAAUCUCACUUUGACAUCUCACGGUGACCUCUGGGCUGAAAACUGCUCUCACACGUUAUGUUUGGACGGAAAAAUGAUCCAGUAAUUUCAAGGUAAAAGGGGCACAUGAUCCAAAGGGAAUUUUCAUCCGUGUCUAAUGAAAACUAAAUGAAGUUCAGAGUGAAUAAAUUCAGGGAUGCAAAAACAGCCAAAGGACAGUUUAAUAAUGAAAGGAUGCCUCUGAUUGAUACACCCACUCCAAACCAAUCACAAAGAAGCGGUCGCUUAAUUCCAGCCGCGCUCUUGACUUGUUGAACCGACGAGUGUUGGCGCUUUCUUGAAGAAGUCGCCCACACUGUCACCACCGAGGUGGCAGGGAGGCAUCUGCGUUUCCCUUCCGGUCGGUCCAUUUCUCCAGUCUUUAAUGAAUCGGGCGCCUGCUGUCUCCAGCAGACGGCAAGAGAGAAAAUGUCAACAGGUGCAGAAAUAACACCUAAUCCAAUUUGUGAAAUUGUAUGCAGACCCGCCUGAGUGGAACUCGCACAGCACAGAAAUAGAUCCAGGAAUCUGCUGCACAUAAGCAGCAAAAGUCUCACAGCUUAGAUUCUAGUAAAGUUGCACACUCUCGUUUAAUGUGGCCGUUAAUCAAACACCUCGACGUCGUCAUCUUUGAGCUGGUAGUUAAAGUCACGGAUAAACGGUUUUAAAGUUCCUCAUACAUCUGAUACAGCUGAAAAUGCCCUUUACUUGAAUGUUACAAACUGCCAUUCUUCUUGCCAAAAAUCUUCGUAUGAAGCUUGACUUCCAGACGGUUCAUCUGGAAUACUUUAAGCUAACGGAAAGUGACCAGAGUCGUGUCGGUGAAAACCAUUAGGAAGAUGGUUUUGGUUGUAUAGAUAUAUAUUUUUUAUGUCCUCCUUUUGCCGGUUAAGUGGCACUCUGCAGUUCCGAUGGAGAUGAGUAUUUAUAAAGCUUCCUGUAAAUACUGUACAUGAAAAUAUCAGUAUUAUUUUGAGGAACCGAAGAUACUUUCCGACACCAGUUUUAUAACCAAUUUGAACAAUACAAGUUGAUUCAAGUGUUUACCUUCUCUGUGGCGGUGUUGGUGACUUCACCAUAAACGGAUAUAAAGGGGAUGGUUUCACGCUGGGGCAAAGUUGUCUCUGGAAAUUUCUCUUGAGGACAGUGUAUUUUGAUGGAACUUUUUGGGAAAUAGUACAUUCGUUUGCUUUCUUGUUGAGAGUUAAAAUGGAGGAUUGAUAGCACUUUCCUGCCUGUAUGCUAAAUAUGAAGCCACCAUAGACUGUUUAUAAAGACGAGCCCCCCAAGACUUCAGCCAUCGGUCGCUUAAACUGUGUUUUUAAGCUCAGCAUGGUGGCUCUGGCCGUCUCCAUUUUCAGUCCAUCAGUAGGACUGUAUUUGUACCACAUCGUUCAUAUAAAGGAAAUGCAACAUGAAGACGGAACAAAAGAGCAAUAAGAACAGAAAAAUCGACAUCCUUCCACCAAACCACAAAAACAUCAUGUCAAACAUGAAGGACUCAAAUGAAAAGGGAAUGAGAAACUAUUAGAAAUAAAUGAAACACCAGAUGCAGGAUUAUUCAAAAAUUCAUUGAAACAAACAAGAAAACAACAAAAAGGUAAAGUGGUAAAUGAUGCAUAAAAUAGACUAAAAGUUAAGGCAGAAUCCGUAACAGCAAAAUAGGACAUUCAUUUAAAGUUAUCAAUAAAAAAAAUAGAUAAAACAGACAAAAUGUAUAAAUGAAUUUAUCUGUUUUCAAAAGAGUAAUGCAUUUCAAAAAUAAUGAGAAAUAUAAUGAAUUAAAAGCCACGUUAAACUUGCACAAAGUGGCCACAACUUUAAUUAUGCGAAAUUUUAAGACUUAAUACAAAUUAAAUGGAUGAACUCUAUAAAAAUUAACUUCCUGUACAUUUGUCAUGGACAGAAAAAUGAGCCAGAGAGACCAAAAAGAUUGUGAACAUGUUUAUUUGUACUGUAAAGUUCUUCAUUUUAACAUAGAGGUCUAUGAGGAUUGACUCACAUUUGGAAGCGGCCUCAAGUGGCCAUUUGAGGAACUGCAAUUUUUUAUCAUUUUGAGUUUGUGUGAUUUUUCAGUCCCAGAGGUUGUAAGCAACAGUCAGGAAACUGUUAGUUGAACUUUCUAUGGAAGAUAACAAACCUGACUCUGCCUGAAAAUAAAAUCUAAAUACUAGCACCUUCGAAUUCUAACUUAUUAUAGCUUAUUGUAACUUAUUAUAUAACUUUAAGCCUUAAUACAACUUCAAGGGGUGAGUUCUAUAAAAACUCACCUCCUGUGCAGUUGCUAUGAACAGAUAAAUUAGCUACGGAGAACAAAUCAGUUUUUGUAUCAGACUUUAAACAUGUUUAUUUGUACUGUACAGUUCUGCAUCUUAACAUGGAAGUCUAUGAGGAUUCACUCACUUUUGGAGGCAUCUUCAAGUGGCCAUUUAAAGAACUGCAGUUUUUUUGCUUCAUUUUUUUUAACUCCAAAGUUUAGAAGCAAGAGUCAGGAAAAAGUUAACUUGAAUUCUGAAGGAAAUAAGUAGCCUGGGUCCAUCUAAAGGUAAAAUCUCCUUAUGAGCACCUCUAAAUUAUGCAUAAAUUUAAGCCUUAAUACAAUAUAAACAGGUAAUUUUUAUGAAAAUUCACCUUCUGUACUGUUUUCAACUACUGAGAACAAAACCAGUUUUUAUGCCAGCCUGUAAACAUGUUUACUUGUACUGUAAAAUUCUGUAUCUUAACACGGAGGUCUAUGGGGGUUCACUCACUUCUGGAGGCAGCCUCAAGUGGCCAUUUGAGGAACUGCAGCUUAAGCUAAUGCUGAAAUCUGCCGACCAGCACCUCCAAAACUCAGUACUUACUAUACAACAUCUCAUUUUUCCAUCUGGGCUUUCAUCAAGGCCAGUGUCUGAAAACAGUUUUAUUACCUUUACAGCCAGGUUUGGUGCUUAGAUCUCCUUCAUAUUUUGCAUAAAAACAUUAGAAUCUCUGCAAGAAAGCAAAUGAUUUCACAAAGCUUUUUCUUUCAGAAGCAUCUCAUGCACAUGGCUUCAUCCCAGCUGUUUGUUUUCCUAAAUCACAAGUUUGUAUGGUGCUACCCAGUGACCUUUCUGACUCUUUGUUUUGCCCUCCUAGUGAAAGUGUUUGCUCAGAAAAGUUGAAGUUGUUUGGUCGAAGAAGGGAACUAAGUCGGGACCAUAUUUGUCAAGUGUUCUCAGUACUGUGUGUCUUAAACAGUAGAGCCUUGUUCAGCUGGAAAAACCAAGAAAUAAAAGUGUUUUUACUUUGAGAAUCCACACAGACGCCGCAGUCUUAGUCAUCCAAGUCAAGGUAUUCCUUCAAUAAAAAGAAACUGGACUUCUUUCUUUUGGUUCUUGAAGAUGUUUCACCUUUAUCUAAGGGUCUUCUUCAGUUCUUCAUGACUGAAACAUCUCCCAAGGACCAAAGACAACAAGUCCUACUGCUUUUUCCUGAAGUUCUUAGGAUGUUAACAUGAUGAACAUCUUCACAUCAUGUUGAAACGCUAUUUAGUGUUGGGUUUUUAGUUUUUUUUUCAAUAUUAACAUUAAUCAGUCGAUUGAUAUGAUUUAUUCAUGGCCAAUCCUGAGGUAACAAGGAGUCCAAAAAACAGUAUCUGGAACCAGUAGCUGCUAAAGCUUGCUGUCAAAAUGUAGAAUAACACAAACUCUACAACAAAACAUCCUAAAAAUGUCUUAGUUUAUGUUUGGUUUACAUGUGUUUGACUAAAAGAGAGCUUUCCACCAAUGAUUCUUCAGUGUUUUAUAGGCUGUUAGUGAUGAUUUGUAAUCGAUCAGACGGUGCUAAAGAUGGACUGAAAUGCAUUUAUUCUAAUGGGAAUUGGUUAAAAAGAAGUAAAAAUACCAAUAAUGCUAAAUAUCAGAUUUGAAAAACAUCCAUUCUGAUAAUCGUUCCAUCCCUAGUGAUGUAUGCUUUUGGAUUAAAGUGUUUCUUUGACCACUAGGAAGCAGACAGACUCUAAAACAGACUCUCCAGCUCUGAUGUUUUCAUAGAAUUAUAAAAAGCAAGCUGUCGGAAAUCAGGUGCUUAUUUUCACAUUCACUGCUUGAAUUGCAUUAGACUAAUUUAUUUCAGCUCUUUGUCGGUUUAUUAAUUUUCUCUCGGAGUCGUGACAACGUGCUAAAAGCUGAUGCGGAGCUGUGAGGUCAGGUGUCGAUUCUCAACGGAUUCAUCGCAACACUCGACCAUUUUCACAACACUCAGUCAUUUUAACGUCAGACAAUUUGCUUACCGGUGCUUUGAGGCCAUCUGAACAAGGCUCUACUGGACAUUUUGUGUUUGCAUCGUCGGCACAAUGAGAAGCGCGGUGUUACUGUUUGUGUUUUUCUCCAAAGUAUUUUCUGAAUGGCUUUUUUUAGUGAGAGAAAGCUAUUUAUUUUUUUAGAUAAAGAAAAGGAUUUCCUCACAACCACCAUGCAUCUGACUGCAAUAGCAAAGACACAGUUUUUGUGUUCUCAGCAAAAAAAAUAAAUAAAUCGCAACUACUCACACUCAUUCCUGUGUGCCAAUGUAUAGAACAUGUAUAUAGCAUUGAGUACAGAAGUAUUUAUUGAGAGUUGAAGGGUUCUGCUUUGUUUUUACAGCUUGUGCGGCCGCUCAUGAAGCUGCAAUGGAUAAACCAUUACUUCAUCCUCACUUUUUUCCCCAUUUUAAAUGGAUUUCUGCUUUUGGUAGACUAGAAGUGACAUAGUUUUUUUUUUUUUUUGCAAACAAUUAGAUGUAAAUAUACAUGCUCAGAUUUUGGGAUGUUUUACUUGUUGUCAGAAGGCUGUUUUUUUCACAGCUGUUUUGUAGUGAGUUGUUAACGGAGCUCGCAGCAGCAUGUACUGACCAGACAAAUGCUUUAUUUUAACCAAUGAAACAUAAAUAGUGUAGGACCAGUAAACCAGUAAAGUUGGGGUUUUUUUUGUAGUUUGUCAGUAUUUUCUUGCAAUUUUACAGUUUUCUCCCCAGUUCUUUUCACGCCAUGCACUCGCUGCCUAUAAAACUUUGCUGCUGAUGCUGUAGAGAGCUUGUAAUGGUAACUAGCUAGCUGUAGAUCGACAAUCCCUGAGCCUCAGACAGAUAUUAUUACUGCAUAGGACCCUCCAUGUACUGUACUGUCCGUGCAUUGAAGUGUUGUGGUGACCGCCGGUCCCUCUCUGCUCUGUUUGCUUUUCUAUGUAUUUGUGUAGAUUAAAGUGUACACUACUGAUGCUGUUUGUUGUAAUGGGGAGCACAUAGCAAUAAAAGAUAUAAAUAACUC
Messenger RNA from Acanthochromis polyacanthus (spiny chromis), 9380 nucleotides. It is a transcript of the gene adamts3, whose product is annotated as ADAM metallopeptidase with thrombospondin type 1 motif, 3. The transcript is spliced from 22 exons. The coding region runs from base 435 to 3950 and encodes 1171 amino acids. Lineage: Eukaryota; Metazoa; Chordata; Actinopteri; Pomacentridae. The record is from RefSeq and is a predicted model, not a curated record. Gene Ontology annotation, molecular function: metalloendopeptidase activity. Gene Ontology annotation, biological process: proteolysis; extracellular matrix organization. Gene Ontology annotation, cellular component: extracellular matrix.